Molecule: messenger RNA, 1266 nt
Organism: Cyanidioschyzon merolae strain 10D
Lineage: Eukaryota; Rhodophyta; Bangiophyceae; Cyanidiales; Cyanidiaceae
Product: DNA repair and recombination protein RecA, chloroplast precursor
Exons: 1
Coding region: 1-1266 (421 amino acids)
Biological process (GO): DNA repair
Molecular function (GO): ATP hydrolysis activity; ATP-dependent DNA damage sensor activity; ATP binding
Source: RefSeq, a predicted model, not a curated record
AUGUUUAUCUCUCUCGCCGGCGACCCGUGUUUCGUGCGAGGAAAAGCACUUAAAAGAGCCACCGGGCCAGUUUCUAGAGGGCGCGUCACUGCGCGCAAGAGCACCGGCUUUUUAGCGCUUGCGCUAAAGGCAGUCGAUGGUCGCUCACCAGAACUCACGCCGAGUUCGGACGAACUGGCCACUCCUGCAAACAGGAACGGCAUUUCGGAGGAUGCUGCAGCAAAGCUGCAUUCACUGAAGCAGGUUCUUGACCAGAUUGAAAAGACUCACGGCCGGGGGUCUAUCAUGCGUCUGGGCGAAGUCGAUCGGAUGCGCGUGGAAACGACACCUUCUGGCUCGUUAACUCUCGAUGUUGCGCUGGGAGGCGGCUACCCGAAAGGUCGUCUGGUCGAAAUCUACGGACCUGAGUCUUCUGGGAAAACAACCCUGGCGCUGCACGCAAUUGCGGAGGUUCAAAGAAGCGGCGGGGUCGCGGCUUUCGUCGACGCGGAGCAUGCGCUGGAUCCGCAGUACGCGGCCGCGCUUGGCUGCUGCACAGACGACUUGCUCGUUUCCCAACCGGACACCGGAGAGAUGGCCUUGGAAAUAGUCGAUCAGCUGGUGCGAUCCGCUGCAGUUGACCUGGUUGUUGUUGACUCAGUGGCUGCAUUGGUGCCGAAGGCCGAGAUAGAAGGCGACAUGUACGAUAACCAGAUGGGCUUGCAAGCACGACUGAUGUCCAAGGCUCUGCGGAAAAUUGCAGGCUCGAUGUCGAAAUCGCAGUGCACAGUUAUCUUCCUCAAUCAGCUGCGGGUCAAAGUCGGCGUAUUUUACGGCAGUCCGGAGGUCACCUCGGGAGGAAACGCACUCAAAUACUACUCCACGGUUCGUAUCGAUAUUCGGCGCAAGGAAACUCUGAAAGAUAAUUCUGGCAUCAUUUGCAAAGUGAAAGUCGCGAAGAACAAAGUUGCUCCGCCGUUUAGAGUGGCGUCCGUCAAAAUUCUUUUCGGCAAGGGCAUUGACAGGAUAGGGAGCCUUCUUGAGGCGGCUGAGCAUGUUGGAAUUAUUGUGCGGAAAGGCACAUGGUAUGCCCUUAAUGGCGAGCAGUUUGCCCACGGUCGCAGUGCUGCAGAGCAGCGUCUCAGGGAUAACACCGAGCUUGCGAAUCAGUUGGAGGUUCUUGUUCGAGAAGGAAUGUCCAAAAUUCCACUGCCUCGUGAAUUCGACGAUGACGUCUUCGUUGCCGAGGAUUUGGCUCCACCGGAGGAGUCCAUGCUUGAGAUAUAA